Molecule: messenger RNA, 2153 nt
Organism: Camellia sinensis
Lineage: Eukaryota; Viridiplantae; Streptophyta; Magnoliopsida; Ericales; Theaceae
Source: RefSeq, a predicted model, not a curated record
CUGUGUUCGAAUUCCGUGAGCUCUGCUCCUCCACACAUCGCGCAACAGAGCGCUCUCUCUCUCUCUCUCUCACUCAGAUAGUGAAAAUGGUCUCUGUGGUAUUUCCACAGACAACUUGUAUGCAUUUCAGCUUGAACCUUCGAAACGAUUCGUUGGCCUCUCUCUCAUCUUUAUCACCCGACCGUCUUCUUCCCAAAAGUUUUAAUCGACAAAGAGGCAAUGAUAAAAAUUCUAGACACUGUACAGUAAACUGCAGACUUGCCAGGGUGAAAGAAUCUCCUUCCCCGAGCCUAGAUACACUGAUAAGAGAACCCCACAAAUAUUUUGAUCAAGUAAUUGUUACGGUUCGUUCUGGAGAUGGAGGCCAUGGCGCCAUUCUUAGUAUGCCUAAUCAAAGAACUCCUUCAAAGUCACAAGGAAAACAUGAAAAGGAGAAAACAAAGAAGAAAAGUUCAUAUAAAAGGGAUUUUGAUGGGUCUCUCAUCCUUCCUAUGGGUGGGCAUGGUGGGGAUGUUGUAAUUUAUGUGGAUGAGGGCAAAGACUCGUUAUUGGAGUUUCACAAGAAGAGCCGGUUUAAUGCAAAGCGUGGGGGAAAUGUUGCUGCAAUGGGAGUUUUAACAUCUCAAUUACAUAAUGGGUUUGCUGCUCCAACAUUGCGUAUUCCUGUGCCUUUAGGUACUGUUGUAAAACUUAAACGGGGCAAGUUUUUGGCUGAUUUAGCGCGCCCAGGGGAUGAAAUUCUUGUUGCAAGGGGUGGACAAGGAGGGAUUAGCUUGGUAGAAAUGCCAGAGCACAGAAGAAAAAGAGUAAUGGCCUUAACAACAAAUGUGCUGAGAGAUGAAACUGACAAGGUUUUAUCUUUUGGUCAGCCAGGGGAGGAGGUUAGUUUGGAGUUAAUACUAAGAGUUGUUGCUGAUGUUGGUCUUGUCGGACUCCCAAAUGCUGGCAAAUCAACCCUAUUGGCAGCCAUAACACUUGCAAAACCUGAUAUUGCUGAUUAUCCCUUCACAACCUUAAUGCCAAACCUUGGACGCCUCGACGGUGACCCUGGUUUAGGGGCAGGGAAGUAUUCAUCUGAAGCAACAUUGGCAGAUCUGCCUGGUCUUAUUGAAGGUGCUCAUCUGGGGAAGGGUCUUGGUCGCAAUUUUUUGCGGCACCUGAGGAGGACUCGCUUGUUGGUUCAAGUUGUUGAUGCAGCUGCUGAGAAUCCUGUGGAUGACUACCGCACUGUAAGAGAAGAAUUGAGGAUGUAUAAUCCUGAGUACCUGGAACGACCAUAUAUUGUUGUACUAAACAAGAUUGAUAUUCCUGAGGCAAGGGACAGGCUUCCAUCCUUGACUCAAGAAAUAUUAAGAAUUGGAAAAGAUGAUACACUGUCCCAGCCAGAGACAAGCUCUGGAGAUACAGUUGAAGCACCAUCUGCUGAGGAUGAUCAUGCAAAUGUUUUUUCUUCAGGGAUCUCUAAUGCUGAUAGGAAUGUCAAAGAAAUUGAGGACUAUCCACGCCCCCUUUCUGUUGUCGGUGCCAGUGUUCUUAAAGGUAUGAAGAUAAAAGAUAUGUUGAAGGAGAUAAGGGCAGCCUUAAGAAAGUGUUGAGAUUCCAAUGAAACACCAGCAAUGACAGUGAGACUGUGAGAGCUUCAACAACUGUGGAUGCUUAAAACCAAAAUCUACCUAAUCAAAUAAUCAGCUUGUACAUAUUAAAACUGAAUAUGCGGAUUUUGAAUCCACUGCGACAACAACUAUGUCAACCCAUUUACCAACUCCAAUGCUGCAGGACUGUUGGACUAGACACCUUGGCCGAGUUAUUGACUUCAGGUUGGAAAUAUAUGCGCUACAUGCAGGUUCACAUCACACCUCUUCUUGGAUCCUUGCUAAUUUCAUGUUUUUAUUUCCUUGAGGUUGGCUCCAAUGAAACUCUUCGGUGCACAAAUUUUGUUUGAUAAUGAAGGUCUAACUAUUUGCUCGGCUACAUGUUGAGAAUUGCAUAAUGUUUGUAAAUGCCCAUGUGCUUGUUUUUUCUUGAAGGAAAAUGCUAAACCACCAAAAUGUUUAUAUUGAAUUUGCUAUAAAAAUGAUGUGACAGUGACAUUUGUUAAUAAAAAUCAUCUUAAUGGGUCUUUCGCUUCAAAGUGAAAGGUCUAUAUUGAACCA